Spizellomyces punctatus DAOM BR117 is the source of this 1245-nucleotide messenger RNA. RefSeq lists its product as uncharacterized. Gene Ontology annotation, cellular component: cyclin-dependent protein kinase holoenzyme complex; nucleus. Bases 464 to 1132 code for a protein of 222 amino acids. NCBI's taxonomy places the organism in Eukaryota, Fungi, Chytridiomycota, Chytridiomycetes, Spizellomycetales, Spizellomycetaceae. The transcript has 5 exons. Gene Ontology annotation, molecular function: cyclin-dependent protein serine/threonine kinase regulator activity; protein kinase binding. Gene Ontology annotation, biological process: regulation of cyclin-dependent protein serine/threonine kinase activity. The record is from RefSeq and is a predicted model, not a curated record.
CGCGCUCUCGCUGGUGGUUGCGACAUACAACAUGCAAGCUUUAAACGAAUAAGCAAAAACCCAACUCAUCCUGAAGCAGGGCCACUGAGCACAACCGGCAACAUGACUUUAUAAAAGACUCUUGGGGUCAAGUUAUUUCCUUCGUUAGAAGAAAACAAGAGAUAUAUAGAGACUGACAGGCUUUUUUGGACAUUUUGGUUUUAAGUUAUUCACUUCUACGCCUAUCCAGUGGAGGAUAAUAUUAUUACAACCCCACGACUACCAUCCGAACGGUUAACGCUGUUGCGUCAGAUAUUGUCGGUCUCCAAAGUAUAUCCAGACAAGCGUUUUAGGUGAAGCAGGCACCUGCUCCACGCACGGGCAACACACAAGACGCAUACCCACACGCACGUCCACACACAAAACACAGAGUGCGCAGACUCUUCUUCCACCUCGCUUCCCCAUCGUUUCCCUCCUUGUGCCCAUGCUAUCAAUGUCGUCUAUAAAGCCUUCACCCCUGCCUCCAACGGUCCAACUCCCAGAGUACUUCCACCUCGUUGACGUCAAUCACCUAACCCAGCUAAUAGCUGACAUGUUAAUCCGCCUCACAUCCCACAACGACCAAAUACCGCUAACAAGCUCAAAUUUGACCCGGUUCCACUCGCGCGCACCACCAGGAAUAAGUAUACCAGAGUACCUCAAGCGGAUCGUGAAAUAUGCGUCGAUUGAACGUGUGUGCCUGUUGAUACUGUUGAUUUACAUUGAUCGCGUUUGCGAGCGUCAUCGGGGAUUCACUAUUUCAAGCUUGACGGUACAUCGAUUUGUCAUUACCGGGAUUACAUGCGCCUCCAAGGCGCUGUGCGAUUCAUAUCUGACGAAUACAAUGUAUGCCAAAGUGGGCGGAAUUACAACAAAGGAACUCAACAUUCUCGAAUUGGAAUUUUUAUUUUUGAUCGAUUGGCAUUUGGCUGCCAAUGUAGAGAUGCUACAAAAAUAUUACGCGAAUCUCGUGCGGCAGCACCCGUACUAUACAAGGUUGACAAAACCUAUACUAUCCCCAGUUUCACCCUCCUCGACGGACAGUAUGGUAUACUCUGUUGUAAACUCUGUACAGAUGCAACGGUCAUCCUCCGAAAUAGAAUGGGUUGAUUGAUUAAAAACUCCCCUCCAGACGGAGAAAACGUCCCUUUUCAUAUUUACAAAUGCAUGCACCACACGCAUGUACAUUACCCACCAAAAUAUAAAAAACAUUAACAAGCAAAUUAU